Bombus huntii is the source of this 2108-nucleotide messenger RNA. RefSeq names its product sulfotransferase 4A1-like. Lineage: Eukaryota; Metazoa; Arthropoda; Insecta; Hymenoptera; Apidae. Bases 1025 to 2056 code for a protein of 343 amino acids. The transcript has 8 exons. Gene Ontology annotation, biological process: sulfation. The record is from RefSeq and is a predicted model, not a curated record. Gene Ontology annotation, molecular function: sulfotransferase activity. Gene Ontology annotation, cellular component: cytoplasm.
UCUCUUCUUCUCAUCUCUUAAUGCGGCCCUGUAAGCGACUCACGAUUGACCGAGUAGAAGGGGGGACGGAAGUAAAAACCAAAACCGUGAUAAUGAUAAUAGAGAGUAACUUUUGUCUUACAUAUAUGAUUAUUAUGAUUAUAUUAUUAUUAUUUUGUAUCUAAUUUAAUAUCCAAUAAGUGUUAUGUAAAAUAAAUAUUUUUUUAUUAUUAAAAAGCUUUGUAAAUUCUAAAAGUAUACUAUAAUUUUGCUUCUUUAGUAAAAAAUUUAAUAAUAUUGAAAUGUUCCAAUCAUGAAUAAUGUUUUGGAGGUGAUAUUACAGGAAAUCGGGUCUCAAGUGUCGCAAUUAUGGAGAGAUAAAAUGGUGUACAUCGAGUAACUUUAAGAGAUCAGAUCUUUAAAACGGCGUAUGUAAAUUACAUGUUGAUUUUUACAGGUCAUUUCAAUUUUAUCAAGAUCAAACAAUUAUCAUCAUAUGUCCCCCUCGAUACCAUACAACUUUUAUCUAAAGAAUUUUUUCGUAUAUUUGGUAAUUACAUAAAUAAUCACGUGUAGAGAUUUAAAGCGGACAUAUUGUAUGUAUGUGUCUUCAUGUUGCUGAAUGUAUAUGGAUUUAUAGACUAUGUGGAUGGUUUACGUUGAACAUAUGUAUACAUACAUAUAUGUGUCAAUCGUCCUCGAAGAGAUAAUAAAUUAAAUGUUAAAUGAUAUUUAUGUAAAUUUAUUUUAUAUUUUGGAUUUGGAUUUAGUUUGGAUAACAAACUUAUUACCAGAAAAUAAAAGUAUAAGAAGUGGGAUUAGACCGGUAGGAAUGUACUUAGUUGAAUAAAAAUCCGUUAACCUGAAUUCCCGUUAUAUUCUUCGGGUUUUAUUCAUGGAUUCUUCUUCUAUCAGGUGUACGUUCUGUCACGGUGCGUAAACAUCGUCUCUUGUUAGUGAUACAUAUAGUUCAACAAUCUCUUAAUUUAAUAACGAAGACUUUUCAACAUCCUCAUUACUACACUUCAAGUAAAAAUAUAGAAAAAUGGCCCUUGAGUCACCGAAAUAUGAAUACUUGAACGAAAAAGAUACGAAGGAAAUGUUGGAAUUAUUUAAAGGUGAAAGAACAGGUUUUGUUUUAGUAGGUCCAAAAAAGUGGUUCUUUCCCUAUAAAUAUACGAUAGAAGGUAAAGGAUUUUAUAAUUUUAAGGCAAGGCCAGACGAUACGUGGAUUUUAUCCUAUCCAAGAUCAGGAACGACGUGGACUCAAGAAUUAAUCUGGUUAUUGUCAAAUGACUUAGAUUUUAAUAGAGCAAGGACGGAAUUCUUGGCAGAACGAUUUCCAUUUUUUGAAUUUAGUAUGUUUAAUCAUUCAGAGGUAACUCGAGAAUUGAUAAAGAUGAAUGAGGGAGAUAAAGACAAAGUAGAAUUUUGUAAAAAGAUUGCUGAGCCAGGGUAUGAAGUCUUAGCAAAAUUGCCUUCAAAGAGAUUCAUAAAAUCACAUUUUCCAUUUUCUUUGUUACCAAAUAUUUUGGACAGUGGUUGUAAGAUAGUGUACGUUGCAAGAAAUCCAAAGGACGUUGCUGUUUCUUGGUAUUAUUUAAAUAUAGGUAUUAAAACUCAAGGAUACAUAGGUGAUUUUCCAACAUUUUGGAAUUACUUUCAGAAUAAUCUUACAUAUUGGGGUCCAUAUUGGGAACACUUAAAGGAAGCAUGGGCAAAUAGAAAUCAUCCAAACGUUUUAUUUAUGUUUUAUGAAGAUAUGCAACAUGAUUUUUCAAAAGCAAUUAAAGAAGUUGCUAAAUUUCUUGGAAAAACUUAUACUGAAGAACAAUUAAAAGAAGUAGCAGACUAUUUAAAUGUAAAGAAUUUUCGAAAUAAUCAAAUGGUGAAUUUAUCAGAAUUAAACGAAUGUGGUAUUAUAACGAAAGGAAUAUUUGUCAGAAAAGGCAAAAGUGGUGGAUGGCAAGAUAUUUUCACUGAGGAACUUAAUGCUAAAGCUGAUAAAUGGAUAGAAGAAAAUUUGAGAGGAACUGAUCUCUUUUUCCCGUAUUUUAAUAACAUUAAUAAUAACUAGAACUGAUAAUUCAAACAGUUAAGAUCGUUUAAUUAUUUUUUAAUAUUUUUAA